Molecule: messenger RNA, 1687 nt
Organism: Phragmites australis (common reed)
Lineage: Eukaryota; Viridiplantae; Streptophyta; Magnoliopsida; Poales; Poaceae
Product: RGG repeats nuclear RNA binding protein A-like
Exons: 6
Coding region: 268-1386 (372 amino acids)
Cellular component (GO): nucleus; cytoplasm
Molecular function (GO): RNA binding
Source: RefSeq, a predicted model, not a curated record
UGGACAGUGAUAGCUGGGGAGCGGCGAAUCGAAGUGGCGGCUAGGGUUUUACGACCCCUCUCUCUCUCACUGCCUCUUGCACUGCUACUCCACACACCUCCUCGUCUUCCACCUCCGCCUCUAAACCCUAGGCUACCUCUCGUCUCGAUUCGAUUCGCCCAUCCAUGGCGGUAUCGUCGCCGGUGGAGUUGUUCUAGGUUGCUGUUUGAAGGGUUGGAUUGGUGUUCCGGUGAUUUGCGUUGGAGUUGAGGCGGGGACAGGGACACGAUGGGCACGAAGAACCAGUUCGAUCUCCUCGUCGACGUCGACAACGAAGACCCCUCGUACCUUAUCGCCGCUGCUGAGAAGAAGGCGGCAGCGUCGCCCAAGCCGGCGCUCGCCGCCCCGGCCAAGCUGCCCAUCAAGCCGCCGCCGCCCGCGCAGGCUGUAAGGGAGUCCAGUAACUAUGGUGCUCCAGCUCGCGAUGGGGCAGGGCGUGGUGGACUAGGACGUAGCAGAGGUGGCUUCCGUGGAGGCAGGAUGGGCCCAAGGCGUGAAUUUGGCGAGGGUGAUACUAAUGGUUAUGAGGGAGGGUACGGUGGAGGCAGGUUUGAAGAUGGUGGUGUUCUGCGGAGGGAGGACGGUGAAGGUAAGGCUUCCGAGAGGGGCCGUGGACCACGUCAGCCUUACCGUGGUGGUGGCCGUCGUGGUGGCUUCACUGAUGGGGAGGCUGGAGAUGAGUCUAGUCGCCCCCCUCGCCGGGCUUAUGAGCGCCAUAGUGGCACAGGCCGAGGAUAUGAGAUGAAACGUGAGGGAUCUGGUCGUGGCAACUGGGGGAUUGUGACUGAUGAAGCCCUUGCACAGGAAACAGUAGAAGUUGUUAAUACUGUGGGUACUCCUGCUGUGACUGGGGAUGAGAACAAGCUGGAGGAGGUACCCCAGUCUGAGGUUGAGAAGGAGAAGGAGGGUGAACCGAAUGAAGAGGAGUCUGAAGAUAAGGAGAUGACUUUGGAAGAAUAUGAGAAACUAUUGGAGGAGAAGAGGAAGGCUGUACUUGCACUGAAGACUGAAGAGAGAAAGGUUGAGGUAGACAGGGAGUUGCAGUCCAUGCAGCAACUUUCAGUGAGAAAGGGUACCGAUGAGGUUUUCAUCAAGCUGGGUUCUGACAAAGACAAAAAGAAAGAAAAUGCUGAAAGGGAUGAGCGUGCCAAGAAGUCUGUUAGCAUCAAUGAUUUCCUGAAGCCAGCAGAGGGAGAAAGGUACUACAGCCCUGGUGGUCGCGGUCGUGGCAGAGGUCGUGGUGACCGUGGAGGAUUCCGUGGUGGAUAUAGCUCUCGCGAACCAGCACAUGCGCCAGCGCCAGCAAUUCAAGAUCAAGCUCAGUUUCCCACAUUAGCUGGGAAGUGAUCGCGGAACCUGCCAUGAACCCCAUUUCAUAUAUUCUGGGAUUUGCUUAAAACUCGUGUCACGCUGUACUGUUGGGUUCGGUAUCUACCACCGCGUCAUGUCUCGCGCGUAUAUCUGAGCCAGAUGUCUGUGCCUUUGUGGUCACAGGUAAGCUUAUAUUUCCUUUUUUUUCUCCAUAGGAUGUCUGCAUGUUCGUGUGCUACUCUUAGUUAUAAGAUUUGGCUCAGCGCUGGUUCAGCCAGGUCUUAUGUGGCCAUCGUAUUCUUCAAGCAACCACAUAGUGGGUAAUCUUCUGUCAUUA